AACUAUAAUUGAUGAAUUUUAUCUUCCCAUUUUACUUGUCAUAUUCGUCUCAUUAGUAUACAAUUUAUUCAUAACCGAGAAACUUCGACAUCUAUCAUCCAGUGAAUCUCAAGAUGAUGCUCCCAAUGCAUUGGAAAUUCAACGAUUUUUGAAUCAAUUUAUGGGAUUAUUAACAUCAUAUAAUAAUCAUCUUGACUUGAUAUUAUUGGUCGGUUGGUCCAUCAUAGUUUUCUCAAAUAACCACGUAUUAUUUAGAAGUUGGGAAGUUGUACGUUAUGAAAUUAGAUAUAUUACAAAACGUUAUGAUAAUAACGAUAAUUCUCUUCGAGGGGAUGUAGAUUGUGAGGCGCAGCCACUGUUAGAUGAAUAUAUUGAGACUAUUGAUGUAUUGGAUGCGGAAGAGAUCGACGUCAAUGCAAAAUUGAUCGAUGUUGGCGAAGAGGAGUCUGUAUGCCAAAGUAAUUGA
Funneliformis caledonium is the source of this 466-nucleotide messenger RNA. Lineage: Eukaryota; Fungi; Glomeromycota; Glomeromycetes; Glomerales; Glomeraceae. The record is from the annotation of a GenBank genome assembly.